UGCCGGGGCUGAGGGCUCCAACCCCUGGAGAAGGAAGAUGCUUCAAACCAGCAACUACAGCCUGGUGCUGUUCCUGCAGUUCCUUCUGCUUUUCUACGAUCUCUUUGUCAACUCUUUCUCGGAGCUGCUCCGCACAGCCCCUGCCGUCCAACUCGUCCUCUUCAUCAUCCAGGACAUCGCUAUUCUCUUCAACGUCAUCAUCAUCUUCCUCAUGUUCUUCAACACCUUCGUCUUCCAGGCCGGGCUGGUCAACCUCCUCUUCCAUAAGUUCAAGGGGACCAUCCUGCUGUCGGCGGCCUACCUGGCGCUCAGCAUCUCCUUCCACGUCUGGGUUAUGAACCUGCGGUGGCGAGACUCCAGCCGCUUCGUGUGGACCGAAGGCCUGCAGACUCUUUUUGUUUUCCAGCGGCUGGCGGCCGUGCUCUACUGUUACUUCUACAAGAGGACGGCGGUGCACCUGGGGGACCCCCUCUUCUACCAGGACUCGCUCUGGCUGCGCAAGGAAUUUGCCCAGUUCCGCGGUUGAUGGCUCCCC
This is a messenger RNA of Charadrius vociferus (killdeer), 535 nucleotides long. RefSeq names its product transmembrane protein 138 (gene TMEM138). The transcript has 4 exons. The record is from RefSeq and is a predicted model, not a curated record. Gene Ontology annotation, cellular component: cilium. The coding region runs from base 38 to 526 and encodes 162 amino acids. NCBI's taxonomy places the organism in Eukaryota, Metazoa, Chordata, Aves, Charadriiformes, Charadriidae.